GAGUCGGAGUCGGAGUAGAUCCACCUUUACGGGUCAUAACUCCAUAAAUGCUUUUUGAGUUUCAUCUCUCCCGCGGUUCGACGGUCUUCUAAAACCCUAACCCAGCUCCAGACCAAACCUGAAAUAUCACUCUGUCAAUUCGGCAGCUAUGUAUGGAGGCGAUGAGGUAUCGGCUAUAGUGAUAGACCUAGGUUCGCACACCUGCAAAGCCGGUUACGCCGGCGAAGAUGCGCCCAAAGCUGUGUUUCCUUCGGUUGCCGGAGCAAUUGAUCAAAUGGAAGUUGACGACCUUGAAAAAACUGAAAAUAACUCUGGAUCUGUAGAUUCUAAAAACACUGCCAGAACCGUUGAUUCUGACAAAACCAAGGGAAAACGCAAAUUGUAUGUCGGAUCACAAGCCUUACGUUUUCGCCGGGAUAAUAUGGAGGUGUUGUCACCCAUAAAGGAUGGAGUUGUUGUUGACUGGGAUAUAGUUGACAGCAUAUGGGAUCAUGCUUUUAGGGAAUGCCUGUUGAUUGAUCCUAAAGAGCAUCCAAUGCUACUUGCAGAACCAUCUUCUAAUACCCAACAACAAAGAGAAAGGACGACAGAGCUUAUGUUUGAAAAGUACAAGGUUCCUGCAUUGUUUUUGGCCAAGAAUGCUGUUCUCACAUCUUUCGCAUCAGGACGUGCUACCUCAUUAGUUGUUGACAGUGGUGGAGGAUCAACUACGGUUGCCCCAGUGCAUGAUGGUUAUGUUCUUCAGAAGGCUGUUGUAUCUUCUCCUAUUGGGGGAGAAUUUCUUAGUGAUUGCUUAAUGAAAAGUUUGGGAAGCAAAGGUAUCACGAUAAAACCCAGAUAUUCUUUCAAGAGAAAGGAAAUACGGCCAGGAGAGUUUCAGAUAGUAGACCUUGAUGUUCCAAAUACAACAGAAAGCUACAGUUUCUACUCCCAGAGGGUAAUUGCUAGUGAUAUUAAGGAAUGCGUUUGCCGUGCCCCAGAUACUCCGUAUGAUGAAAGUGCUUAUUCGAACAUCCCAAUGACGCCAUAUGAGCUUCCCGACGGCCAGACAAUUGAAAUUGGAGCUGACAGAUUCAAGAUUCCUGAUGUUCUAUUUAAUCCAUCACUGGUUCAGACAAUUCCUGGUAUGGAGAAUUAUGCUGAGACUAUUCAUUCUGUUCGAGGGUUGCCACAAAUGGUCAUAGAGAGCAUUAAUAAGUGUGACGUCGACAUUCGAAGAGAGUUAUUUAGUAGUAUACUGCUUGCUGGUGGCACGGCAUCAGUACAACAGUUGAAGGAACGACUUGAGAAAGACUUGCUAGAAGAGUCUCCUCAAGCUGCUAGAGUUAAAGUAUUGGCGAGUGGAAAUGCAACAGAAAGGAGAUUCAGUGUUUGGAUUGGAGGGAGUAUAUUAGCUUCUCUCGGUUCAUUCCAGCAGAUGUGGUUCUCCAAGUCUGAGUAUGAAGAGCAUGGGGCAUCUUAUAUUCAAAGAAAAUGCCCUUGAGAAGCCAUCUUUCUCGACAAUGGGCAGUAUCAGAGGUAUCAACUUCUUGAUCCUUUAUCCUUGCUAGAUUCAUCACACUUCACUUUUGUCGGGCCUGUAAAAGCUUCAAAGCCUGUGUCUAAUAUGUCUUGCUCUAUUAUCGUUUUCCAUGGCUUACUGUUUGCGGCUGUUAUAUGCCCAUUCAUUCAUUCCGAUUUAACGAAAUACUUUGCAUAUCGUUCAAAUGCACAGUUGCUAUAUCAGAUAAUAGUUGCAGACACUACAAAGAUGCUUUCAAAUCUCAUGGUCUCUCUUGUUCCCUUCCAAUCCCUAUCACUUUGUAUUAGGUGGUGUCUGCAAACUAAAUUAUUUGGUUUGGAUUUGAAUUGAUCUUGAAAACUAUAUUAGCUCAACUUGUAUGGCUUUA
Molecule: messenger RNA, 1889 nt
Organism: Juglans microcarpa x Juglans regia
Lineage: Eukaryota; Viridiplantae; Streptophyta; Magnoliopsida; Fagales; Juglandaceae
Product: actin-related protein 4-like
Exons: 21
Coding region: 149-1483 (444 amino acids)
Biological process (GO): regulation of transcription by RNA polymerase II
Cellular component (GO): SWI/SNF complex; NuA4 histone acetyltransferase complex
Molecular function (GO): chromatin binding
Source: RefSeq, a predicted model, not a curated record